GGCAGUGAGUGAAUGCGCCGUUUUCUUUCAGCAAGGACACCUUUCAACAAGGACACAGUACCUUGCGGCCUGCUAGAGAAUCAUCGCUGCAAACGGCAUGAUGCCUUUACGUUUCUGUGCGAAUGGGGGAAGGUGGCAGAGCAUCUGGCAGUGUAUACUUUUGCUAGCUGGAAUCAUCACACAGGGACAGGGAGCUAACAUUCUGUCAGUGAUGACAGUUCCAAGCAAGAGUCACAUGGUCUUUCUAUCACCAUUGCUCCAUGAACUAGCUCAAAGAGGGCAUAAUUUGACUGUGAUUAGUCCAUUUCCACAGUCUCCACCUGUGAAGAAUAUAAGAGAUAUUAAAUUAAACUACAGAAUGGAUAGCUUUCAUAAAGAGAGAAACAUGUCACUUUUUGAACUAGGUGAAGUAAACCCACUUACUUUAGUUUUCCACAGUAGCAUACUUGGAAUUGAAAUGUGUAAGGCUGCUAUCAGUACACCAGAAGUACAAGAACUAAUAACAUCUAGUGACCAGAAGUUUGAUCUCCUUAUAGCUGGCGUUUACACUGACUGUUUUCUUGGACUGGCACAUAAGCAUAAUGCCAGUAUUAUAUAUCAAAUUCCAAAUACUCUCACGUUUAUAUUGGGUGAUCCAGUUGGCAACCCUGGUGCAUAUUCUUACAUUCCUGACGUAAUGCUUAAUAUUCCUGUGAAUAUGAAUUUUUUACAACGGAUGUUAAAUAGUGUGUGUGGACUCCUUGUUGAAUUAGUGUGGUUCUUCAGUUAUAUUCCACGCCAACAAGAAAUAAUGAUGACGUAUUCUAGAAAUAUUGACAGUUUUCCAUCUAUUGAUAAGUUGUGGAAAAGCACUUCACUGUUUCUCAUCAACAACCAUGAAAGCAUAGGCCUUCCCAGGCCUCUAACACCAAAUACAAUUCAGAUUGGAGGAAUGCAUAUUAAACCUUCAAAAGAUCUUCCAAAGGAACUUAAAACAGUUAUGGAUAAUUCAGAAGAAGGAGUUAUAUUCUUCAGUUUCGGAUCAAAUGUUCAACCUUCUGAAAUGCCAAAUGACAAAUUCAAUGUUUUUAUGAAAGUUUUCUCAAAACUGAAGCAAACAGUAUUAUGGAAAUGGGAUCAAGAUGAUAUGAUUGGGAAGCCAAGUAAUGUACAUCUUGGGAAAUGGUUUCCCCAAAAUGAUAUUUUGGGACAUAAAAAAGUUGUGUUGUUUAUAUCACACGGUGGUUUACAUAGCCUUCAAGAAGCUGUCUACCAUGGAGUUCCAGUUUUAGGAAUACCAAUAUUUGGAGAUCAAAAUGUAAAUUUAAUUCGAGCUGAGGCUAAAGGAUAUGCAGUUAAAUUACUGUUCCACAACAUUACAGAAGAGUCAUUACUAUGGGCAAUCAGUGAAGUCUUAACACAACAAAAGUACCGCCAGCGGGCAGCGGAACUGUCGCUGUUGUUCCGCGACCAGCCACAGCCGCCACUGGAGCGCGCUGUCUACUGGACGGAGUACGUGCUGAGGCACGGUGGCGCACCGCACAUGCGCAGCGCGGCGCUGGACCUCAGCUGGUGGCAGCUGCUGCUGCUCGACGUCGCGGCCUUCGUCGCCGUCUGCGCACUGGCGCCAGUCUUCCUCUGCCUCUUUGUGGUCCGCAGGUGUCGCCGCGGGCGCUCCACACGUGCAGUGUGCGCUGAGUCGAAGAAAAACCAGUGAUGACGCCAGCUCUUCGAGGCCCAAGAUACCUUCUUGAGUUCAGUGGGGUCGAUCACUCGCACGCCACAUAAUCUGACUUCUCCCCACUGCAGUUAUGUCAAUACAAUCAAAACAAAUUCUCUGUUAUGGUAUAUUCCUAAUUUUUACUUAUGAACCGUCUGACAGCAACUGAAUAAAACACAAUUUUAGUGCCAUACGCGUUUCGCCUUUAUGUUCUGCAAGGCAUCAUCAGUGGCCUGGGAUAUGUACAUAUGUUAGCUAUUUAAUUUACAUUUUCGUCACUGUGCCUAUAGGUUAUAAACAGUUCUGGUGGUUGGUAUUUCCUAUUAAGUAGUAAUGAGUUGAACUGUACUUACAGGUUGCGUGGACAAUUUCUUACAUAUUACGCUCCUGUUGCAUUUUUGGUGUUGUUCUUCUUCUUAUGAAUGCCAAUUUGCGUUUUUUUCCCACGUUCCACAGGACUCUGAACUGGACGCUUGCUUCAAUGCAAUGUUUUGGUUUCUGUUGCCGACUAUCAAAUGUUUUUGCCAAAGAUCGAAUGUAAAAAAAUACACCAUAACACACCCACACACACACAGCACAAAAAAAUUAUAUCACACCAAAACACACACACACACACAUACACACACACAGAAACGCACACACAAAUGAAUACACGAACAGAUCACAGAUACUUCAAUAAUUGCGCUCGAAAGUUUGGCAAUAACAUUCGAUCUUUGGCAAAAACAUUUGACAGUCGGCAACAGAAACCAAAACAUUGCAUUGAAACAAGCGUCCAGUU
Schistocerca cancellata (South American locust) is the source of this 2477-nucleotide messenger RNA. RefSeq names its product UDP-glucosyltransferase 2-like. Gene Ontology annotation, molecular function: UDP-glycosyltransferase activity. NCBI's taxonomy places the organism in Eukaryota, Metazoa, Arthropoda, Insecta, Orthoptera, Acrididae. The record is from RefSeq and is a predicted model, not a curated record. The transcript is spliced from 6 exons. The coding region runs from base 98 to 1696 and encodes 532 amino acids.